Molecule: messenger RNA, 3216 nt
Organism: Castor canadensis (American beaver)
Lineage: Eukaryota; Metazoa; Chordata; Mammalia; Rodentia; Castoridae
Source: RefSeq, a predicted model, not a curated record
AUGAGCAGUGUUGAAAUCAUCGGUUCUACAAAUCUUAUAAUUCUUCUAGAGGAUGAAGUCUUUACUGACUUUUUCAACACAUUUCUUUCUCUCCCGGUUUUUGGCCAGACACCAUUUUAUACUGUUGAAAAUUCACAAUGGACCUUGUGGCCAGAAAUACCUUAUGACUUGAUUGCCAAGUACAAAGGAUUAUUGACCUGGUUGGAAAAAUACCGGUUACCCUUCUUCUGUAAAACAAAUUUGUGUUUCCAGUAUAUUCUCUGUCAGGAACUCAUCAGUUUCAUUAAGUCGCCAGAAGGAGGUGAAGAGUUGGUGGAUUUCUGGAUCCUUGCUGAGAAGAUCCUAAGCAUAGAUGAACUGGACAUAGAAGUGAGAGACUACUAUCUGUCCCUUCUCCUCAUACUGAAGGCCACCCAUCUGCAGGAGGGCUCAAGAGUGAUAACUCUCUGCAACAUGAACAUAAAGUCCCUGCUGAACCUCUCCAUCUGGCAUCCCAACCAGUCAACCACCAGAAGGGAGAUCCUGAGCCACAUGCAGAAAGUGGCUCUGUUCAAACUCCAGAGCUAUUGGCUCCCCAACUUCUACACCCACGCCAAGAUGGAAAUGGCCUGCGAGGAAGCGUGCCGUGCUCUGAUGCAGGAAUACGAGACGCGCCUGUGCAGUGUUUGCUAUACUCAUGAUGGAGGGGUCCCUCUGAGCAUGAGCAUCAAAAACUGUAACCACUUCCCAAAGCGGUACUCAAGCAAGAGAACCAAGAGGAAGAUGUGCCAGUUCAUCAGUCCUGGCUCUUGGUCUAUGGAAAUGGCCCCCAAGUCAGAUGUCUACACUUUACCCCUUCAGGAGAAGACUCCUCAGGAGAAGGUGGCUAUACAGAUGCCACCCCUGAAAGGGGUCUCUUUGAAGGAGAAAAUAGUCUGUUCUCCGGAAAAGGAUAGUCACCGUGCCAAGAAGUCCAGUAUAGAAAAGACAUCCAAAAGUUUCCUCCACAUGGAGGACCUCUUUGAGACAAAGUUCUCCACCCGCCUGAGGACGUCAACACCUAUCAUUAAUCACCCCUCCCAGAUUACCAUCAAGAAAGCCAAGAAGCAAAGCCUCUCCUUUGAGUACACCCACUGGGCCUUGUGUGCUGAUGCCUAUGCAGGGAGUCCCUUCCGGGACCACCUGAAAAAGAAUUUGAAAGUGGAGACUCAGCUCCUGGGUCUUUGGCAGGACCUGCACCAUUUCCUCAGUGUACUAAUGAACACCAGGAAGAAUGGGAAUGCAAUCUUUCGUCACAUGCUCGGUGAUAGAAUCUGCGAGCUCUAUUUAAAUGAGCAUGGUCCAUGCUUACCACUCAAAUCUCAAACCAUUCAGGGCCUGAAGAAGCUGCUGCCUUCUGGGGAUGUGAACCCUUGGGUCCCCAAAGCCCAGAAGGAGAUCUGCAAGGCUCUCAGUCCUUGGUAUGAUGAAUUCCUGGAUGACGAGGACUACUGGUUUCUCAUUUUCACAACUCAAACCCGGUUCAUCAAAUCCCAUUGCCACAAAAGAGAACCUAUUAGCAAAGAAGAGAGCACUCUUUUUCAUAAGAGGAUUCAGGAAUCUCUGGAGUUAAGCCAGGCUUUGUCUAACAUGGAAGAAAUAGAUUCUAUGCAGUGGCAAAAGGUAGCUACUGAGGACCUGAGGCAAGGUGGGUCUCUCCAGGUAGAAAUGAAGUCUCCAGUGUUUAUGAAAGAUGUAAGUAAAAUGACCUUUGAGGAACUCUGCUGGAAGAAUCCAAGGAUGGCCGUAGAGAAGAUCAGUGAUGACUACAAAAUAUAUUGUGAGAGAGCGCCUCAGGAAGAUUUUACAGUGGAAAUUAUCAGAGAACCAAAGAUAGUUACACCCCCAUAUAGGAAAAUGUCUUUCGUCAAAAAAGUUGGUGUAAGGAAGCCCUCAGCGAGACCCAGAAACAUGGCAGAAAUCCUCCUAAAUCCACACCACUUGGAAUUCUUCAGGGAGUUCCUCAAGGAACGGAAUGCUGAUAGCCCAUUGGUAUUUCUGGUAGCUGUACAGAAGUUGAGUUUGGAGACCAAUGAAAAGAUUUAUGAAGCUGCAUUGGAACAUGUAAUCAAGACUUUCUUUCAUGGCAAACUCCCUCCUGAAGCAAUGCUGCAGUGCAAUGCCCCUAUCGUGAAAGAAGUCAUGUUCACACGUCGUGUGAGCACAACCACACUGUUAAUGCUCCAGGGCUAUGUCAUGAAAUCUCUGGAAGAAAGGUGGUUGAAAGAAUACCAACAGCUGUUCCCUGCUGUGGAGGUGGAACUUGAAAUACAGAGUUCCCCAAGGAAGCCCUCCAGGUCUAAAAUUUCCCUGCAGGAAAACCAGAAGAAAGGCUGGCUGAAAAUGAUCAGUUUUAUCAAGAGCUUUUGCAAGUACCGCAGAAGUAUGUCAAAUCUCAAUAUGCGCCAGGAUUUCAUAGACUUUCUUCGCCAGGAAAUUCACAAUGCCAAAGAAAAUUUUACCACAUCACCCACCGCAUCAGGACGUCCGACCUCAAUGACCUCAAGUGCUCAAAAUGCAGACCAGGAAAAUGGAGAAACAGCCCUUAUGAAACGUCGGAUAUUUGGCCAUAGGAUCAUCAUUGUCAACUUUGCAGUUAAUGAUUUAUAUUUCUUUAAUGAAAUGGAGAAGUUUAACAAUUUGGUGAGUUCAGCUCACAUGCUGCAGGUCAACAGGGCAUACAACGAGAAUGAUGUGAUCCUGAUGCGGUCAAAACUUAACAUUAUCCUAAAGCUCUUCCUGCAUUCUGACAUUCCUCCGAGGCUGAAGGUGAACCUCUCUGAGUCUCAGAAGGAUGCCAUCCUUGCUGCCAUUUCAGAAGGCCACCUGGACCGGAACAUCUUCCACGGGGCUAUCAUGUCUAUCUUCCCUGUCAUUAUGUACUUCUGGAAAAGGUUUUGUACCCGGAAGGUAGCCCAGUCAUACUUAGCACACAUGGGAAAACAGUUCAAGGAUAAAAAAAGUCCUCCUAAGCCUACACACAAGUAUCCCCCCUGGAGCGGAGGGGACCAUGCUGUCUUAAGGUUCUCCUUGCUCAGAGGUGUCGAGUGGUUGCGGCCUCAACAGCGGGAUCCAUUGAGUCCGGUCCCAAAUUCUUCAUCUAGCAACCUCACCCAGCCAAGACUUGCACUAUCUGCCAUGCAUCUGCAUCCUGUCCAGGGACAAAAAAUAACCUACACCAAAAGGGAGAAGAAGUAA